Molecule: messenger RNA, 1358 nt
Organism: Ailuropoda melanoleuca (giant panda)
Lineage: Eukaryota; Metazoa; Chordata; Mammalia; Carnivora; Ursidae
Gene: SNCB
Product: synuclein beta
Exons: 6
Coding region: 327-731 (134 amino acids)
Biological process (GO): chemical synaptic transmission; synaptic vesicle endocytosis; synapse organization
Cellular component (GO): neuronal cell body; axon terminus; cytoplasm
Molecular function (GO): cuprous ion binding
Source: RefSeq, a predicted model, not a curated record
GCGGUGCGGCAGCCAGAGGGGGCGCUGAGCUCAGAGCUGCCGCAGCGCUGGAGCGGGAGCCGGAGCCGGAGCGUGCGAGCUAGCAGGGCGCAAGGCGCGAUCCGUGGCUGGCGACGCACCGAAGGCCCGGGCACCGCUGCGCCCCAGCUCAGCGCCCGCGCCCCGCCUGCUGCCGACCGACCUGGGCGCCUGGCGAGGCCCCGAUUCCCCAUCCGCCCCGAGCCCACCCAAGCCCGGCCUAGCCGAGCCCCUGCGUCCGCCCGCCGCAGCCGCAGCCGCAACCACCGCUCCAUCCCCAGCCCGGGCCCAGCUUCCAGGCCGCCAGGAUGGACGUGUUCAUGAAGGGCCUGUCCAUGGCCAAGGAGGGCGUCGUGGCCGCCGCGGAGAAAACCAAGCAGGGGGUCACCGAGGCCGCGGAGAAGACCAAGGAGGGCGUCCUCUACGUCGGAAGCAAGACUCGAGAGGGAGUGGUACAAGGAGUGGCCUCAGUGGCUGAAAAAACCAAGGAGCAGGCGUCCCAUCUGGGAGGAGCCGUGUUCUCCGGGGCGGGGAACAUUGUGGCAGCCACGGGCCUGGUGAAGAAGGAGGAAUUCCCCACUGAUCUGAAGCCAGAAGAAGUGGCCCAGGAAGCUGCUGAGGAGCCGCUGAUUGAGCCCCUGAUGGAGCCAGAAGGGGAGAGUUAUGAGGAACCGCCCCAGGAGGAGUAUCAAGAGUAUGAGCCAGAGGCGUAAGGGCCCAGGACGGCCCCCCACCAGCAGCACAAUCCCUUCCCUAUCCCCUGCCCCGUCCCCAAGAACCAGGGCUGUCCUUCUACCCCUUUCCCCCAAACACGAGAUCUUCCUUUGCUCCGAGGCGCCCCCUUGGAGCCUGUGUUGGUGUCUGUCCAUCUGUCUGUCCUACCCGCCCGCGUCCAACCCUGGGGCGUGGACAGGGCCGGGGCUGCGGCCGUGGCUGGUAGCCUCGCCCCACCUAUGUUGUCCCCUCCCCACCCCAUCCCGUCCAAUGUCUGCGCUGAUGUAGCAUGUUCUAUGUAUUUUUAAACGAAGAUCAGAAAGCGACGGCUCCCCCCAACACACUCCUGACUGAGGCUCUCUGAGGGCCCCCCGGGCAGCCCCAGAGCCUCCAACCCCACUCCCACAAAGACCCCAAGAACCUUUUUUUUUUUUAGCCAAAACCAGGAGCCAGGCUGUGCCAUGCCCCCUCCCUCAGCCGGCCCAGUCCAAACGCGGGCGUCGUGUGUCGUGAUUGUGGCAUGGAGAGUCCCCCACCCCUCGUGUGAGCGUGUCCUGGGUGGGCGGGCCCGGGCGCCUCCCCGCUCCGCGUGUCCACGAAUAAAGCCAAUCUGUCUGUAGCCGCCG